AUGGCCUUCGCCGGCCGCCGCGACGCGCCCGACGGGCCGGACUUCACCGUGCUCAAGCGGCUGGCGCGAGACCAGCUCAUCUACCUGCUGGAGCAGCUCCCCGGGAAGAAGGACCUGUUCAUUGAGGCAGAUCUGAUGAGCCCCCUGGACCGAAUCGCCAACGUCUCCAUUCUGAAGCAACAUGAAGUGGACAAGCUGUACAAAGUGGAGAACAAACCCAUCGUUAGCACUAGUGACCAGUUGUGCUUCUUAGUCCGGCCACGGAUCAAGAACAUGAAGUACGUUGCUGAUAUUGUCAAUGCUGACAAGGCGAUGGGGAGGAGCCGGAAAUACAAGAUUAUCUUCAGCCCCCAGAAGUUUUACAGCUGUGAGCUGGUGCUGGAGGAAGAGGGAAUCUAUGGUGAUGUGACCUGUGACGAGUGGGCCUUCUACCUGCUCCCCCUGGAUGACGAUCUCCUCAGCAUGGAGCUGCCGGAGUUCUUCCGGGAUUACUUCCUGGAAGGGGAUCAGCGCUGGAUCAGCACCAUCGCUCGAGCUCUGCAGUUGCUGAACUCCCUCUUUGGGCCUUUCGCGAACACCUAUGGGAUUGGCAGGUGUGCCAAGAUGGUCUAUGAGGUGUGGCGAGAGCUGGUGGAGGAGAGCGAGGGUGACAGCCAAGCCAGGAGGCCUGAGAUCAGCCAUGUCUUCCUCAUGGACCGAGAUGUGGAUUACGUCACGGCGCUCUGCUCCCAGGUGGUGUAUGAGGGCCUGGUGGACGACACGUUCCGCAUCAAAUGUGGGAGUGUGGAUUUCGGGCCAGACGUCACCUCCUCUGACAGGAGCUUCAAAGUGCUGCUCAAUGCCCAGGACAAGGUGUUCAGCGAGAUCCGGAACGAACACUUCUCCAACGUCUUCGGCUUCCUGAGUCAGAAAGCACGGAACCUGCAGACGCAGUACGACCGACGUCGCGGGAUGGACAUCAAGCAAAUGAAGAACUUUGUCUCCCAGGAGCUGAAGGGGUUAAAGCAGGAGCACCGCCUGCUGAGCCUGCAUAUUGGCGCCUGCGAGUCCAUCAUGAAGAAGAAAACCAAGCAGGAUUUCCAGGAGCUGCUAAAGACUGAGCACUCUCUCCUGGAGGGGUUCGACAUCCGCGAGAGCACCAGCUACAUAGAAGAGCACAUCGACCGGCAGGUCUCCCCCAGCGAGAGUCUGCGCUUAAUGUGCCUCCUGUCAGUCACGGAAAAUGGGCUGAUCCCUAAGGAUUAUCGCUCCCUGAAAACCCAGUACCUCCAGAGUUAUGGGCCUGAGCACCUGCUGACCUUUCAUAACCUCAAGCGCAUCGGGCUGCUGACAGAGCAGGCCCCAGGGGAGACCCUGACUGCCGUGGAGAGCAAAGUCAGCAAGCUGGUGACCGACCGAGCAGCAGGGAAACUCACGGACGCUUUUAAUUCUCUGGCCAGGAAGAGCAAUUUCCGAGGCAUAAGCAAGAAGCUGGGCUUGAUCCCCCGGGUUGAUGGUGAAUACAACCUGAAGGUGCCCCGAGACAUGGCCUAUGUCUUCAGUGGGGCCUACAUCCCCCUGAGCUGCAAGAUCAUUGAACAGGUGCUGGAGCGCAAGGGCUGGCUGGGCCUGGAGGAGGUGGUGCGCCUGCUGAACGGCAAUGAGUUUGCUCCCACAGAGCCGGUCAUGGAGGAGAAUCCCGCCUGGGAGGCGCAGCGUGUCAUCCUAGCAGUCUUCCUGGGAGGCUGCACCUUUUCUGAGAUCUCUGCUCUCCGAUUCCUGGGGAAGGAGAAAGGAUACAAGUUUAUAUUCCUGACGACAGCCAUCACAAGCAGCGCCCGGCUGAUGGACGCCAUGUUAGAGGCGAAGGUGUGA
Molecule: messenger RNA, 1854 nt
Organism: Emys orbicularis (European pond turtle)
Lineage: Eukaryota; Metazoa; Chordata; Testudines; Emydidae
Gene: VPS33B
Product: VPS33B late endosome and lysosome associated
Exons: 23
Coding region: 1-1854 (617 amino acids)
Biological process (GO): intracellular protein transport; vesicle-mediated transport
Cellular component (GO): lysosome; CORVET complex
Source: RefSeq, a predicted model, not a curated record